Molecule: messenger RNA, 378 nt
Organism: Equus quagga
Lineage: Eukaryota; Metazoa; Chordata; Mammalia; Perissodactyla; Equidae
Gene: GUCA2B
Product: guanylate cyclase activator 2B
Exons: 3
Coding region: 4-342 (112 amino acids)
Cellular component (GO): extracellular region
Molecular function (GO): guanylate cyclase activator activity
Source: RefSeq, a predicted model, not a curated record
GAGAUGCACAGCAGGAUGGUGUCAUGGCUCCUGCCCAGCAUAGCUGUGGUCUUCCUAGUGCUGCUGCAGAGCACACAGUCAGUCUACAUCCAGUACCAAGGCUUCCAGGUCCAGCUGGAAUCGGUGAAGAAGCUGAGUGACCUGGAGGGGCAGAGGGUGAUCAACCCCCAUCUCCGGGCCCAGGGCCUUGAGCCGUCCGUGUGCCUCCACCCAGACCUGCCACAGGACCUCCAGCCAGUCUGCGCCUCCAAGGACGCUGCCAGCAUCUUCAAGGCCUUGAGGACCAUCGCUAACGAUGACUGCGAGCUGUGUGUGAAUGUUGCCUGUACUGGCUGCCUCUGAGAUGGCUCCAUGUGCCCUGAGGCUGCCCUGGACACC